UUUGUUAUUUUUCUUUGUGGAUGAUUUCAUAAAGCAUUAAAAACCACUAAUUAAGUGGCUGAAAAUGCAUUAUUUUAAUUGAUUAUUAAAAUACUUAUGAAACAUGUAUUUCAUGUGCAAUAAUUUUAUUAAGUUUCAAGUCAGUUUUUGUAUUACAUAGAAUAUAAAAAUAUAUCCAAUAUAGUGAUAAAAUAAUAAAAAAAAAAAAAUUGUUCUACUUAAGCAUAACACCUGGCCAGCAAAAGAAAUAAAUAAAGUAAAACUUUUAAUAUAAGAACGUAAUAGAAAUUCGUAAUUUAAUAUGUUAAAAAUUCUUAUCAGCGUAGUAAAUGAAAUUAAAUUCCCCGGCGAGUAGAAAAUACAAAAAAAAAUGCAAAUAUUCAGUGAAUAAAGAAAAAAAAAACCAAUUUAGUGAACGUUUUUUAAUUGCUUCAUUGCCAGUUGUGUAUGUAUUAUAAUUAUAAUUAUAAAAAUAAGUAUGUAAAUAGUGUAACGUUGUCAAAAAAUAAAACCAACAUUUAUGCUUUAUAAAAUCGUUUAAUACUACCCACAUUUUAAAUAAAAGUAUUAGCGAGUAAACUGGCACAGGAAAAAAAAUUUUAAUGAGUCAUUGACAAUUAAAAUUUCUUAUUUAAAAAAAAGUCCUUAGUAAAUUAAGAAUAUAUAGAACUGAAAGAAAAAUGUUUGCCUCUUUAAAAAAUAAAAUUAAAGAAGAAACCGGUAACGAUAUACAAUCUAUACCACCAACGACACGUUCAUCAAUAAUACAAAAUCGUCGGGCCGGUAGACUCUCAUCUACAACGAGUAUUGCAUCAACUGUUGAAGAAAAUUUCGAACAGAAAGAUACCGAAUUGAAUUCAUUACGUAGCCAAUACAAUGAGCUUUCUGCUAAAUAUUAUGAAUUGAAUAAGCGUUUUGAAAUUGUGCAAGAGGAGAAAAAUAAUAUCGAAAGAGCUAAUCAAAUUCUUCUUGAAUCAGUUAAAGUUGCACAAAAUCAAAAAGAUUUAGUUUCUGAGGAACAAGAAAAAAUACAAAAUUGUCAAUAUGCUGAAAUUGAAAAACUUAAAGGAUUAUUAUCAUUUCGUGAACAGCAAGCUGUUGAUCAUUUAGCAACUGUUAAACAAAAUCAACAGCAAAUUGAAAAUUUAACUGCUGAAUUAGAACGUUUAAAAAUUUUAGAACCAAUGCUUGAAGAUCUAAAGGAUGAAUUAGAACGUUUAAGACAUGCAUCACAAUUAGAUAAAAAUAAUUUAACGACAACAUUAGCUGCUGUUGAUGAAGAAAAUCGUCAUUUAAAAAUGCGUUUACAAAUUAUUGAUCAAUCUCGUCUUGAAUCAAUAUCAACAAUGAGUACUGAUGAAAAAUUUCAAGCUCUAAUACAUGAACGUAAAUUAUUGGAGCAACGUCUCGAAGAAGCUCAUUUACAAUUAUCUGAUAUAAAAAGUUCAUGGAGUGGACAAAAUUUAGCAUUAGAAACUCAAGUUAGUCGAUUAUCAAGGCAAGUUGCUGAAGAAACAACUGAAAAACGAAAAGCUUUGAAAAUGCGUGAUGAUUAUUCAGAAAAAAUUAAAUCAUUAGAAUUUGAUUUAAUUAAUUCAAGGGAACAAAUAGAACAUAGAGAUAAUAAGAUAAAACUACUUGAAGAGGAAAUUGAUGAAUUGAAUUUAGCUUUGAGAGAAUGUCGUGAAGAAAGUGAGGAAGAAAUUCUAUGUGUUAAAAAUAAACUUGAACAAGCGGCAGAAGAAAUUCAAGAUUUAAAAAUACGUUUAUCAGCAGCUGAUGAAAGAUUAAAUGAUUAUGUUGAUAAUUCUGAACAAGUUACACUCGCGCUCCGAAAACAAAUAACAUUAUUGCAAGAACAAAUAACAAAUUUAACAUUAAAUUUGGAUACAGAAAGACAAGAAAAAAAUGCAGCAAUAUUAAGAAUUGCUGAAUUAUCACAAAGUGAAGAAAUUUUACGUAAAGAUUUACGAAUUGAACGUGAUGAAUGUAAUGAAUUACAUGAAAAAGUUGAAGAUUUACAACAAAAUUUAAAUCAUACAACAAAUGAAUUAAAUGAUAUUAAACAAAAAUCGAUUGAGUUAAAUACUGUGAUUAAUAACCAAAGUGAUCGUAUAGCACAAGUUGAUAGUUUAACAAAUGAAUUAAAUGAGAAAAAUAAGUCAAUAAAAAUAUUAAAUCAACGUUUAACCGAUUUAAAGAAAACUAUUCAAAGUGAAUUACAAUGUAAAACGAAUUCUUCAUAUUAUUCUGAAAAUAAUACUUUAUCAUCAACAAAUACAACAAUUAAUUUAAUAAAUAGUGAAAAGAAUUGUAAUAAUAUUGAAUUUUCUAAAACCAGUAAUGGUUUAAGUAAUUCAACAACAAAUUCUAAUAUUACAUGCAAUUUUAAUAAUAAUAGCAGACCUCAAUCAGUUGGUAGUAAUUCUAGUGGUGGUGUUACAGGUGGACCAAUUAUAAUGGAUGAAGUUAAUUUUAAAUAUUUAAAACAUGUGAUUGUAAAAUUUUUAACUAGUCGUGAGGUUGAAGCACGUCAUUUAAUUAGAGCUGUUGCAACAUUAUUACAUUUGACUACAGAUGAAGAAAAACUCUUACAUGACACAUUAAAUUGGAAAAUGAGUUGGUUUGGUACUAAACCAGAUCAUCGUAGUGGUCUACGUGCCUUUUCUAUUCCACCAAGUUAAUAUUAAUGAAUUUAAAACAAAGAAAAAAAAAAAAAAACGAAAUACAAUAAUUUUAACGAUUCCAAAAAAAUAAAAAAAUUUUAAAAUUUGAAAAUAUUUUUUUUUUUUGUUUUUAAUUUUGAUAAUAAAAUAAUAUUUUCGUUAAAAUAUCCUUAAUUAUACCAAAAAAUUAAUGAAAAACAUUCCCGCUUCAAAAUGCUAUGUAUUUUAAAAUA
Condylostylus longicornis is the source of this 2899-nucleotide messenger RNA. RefSeq names its product golgin subfamily A member 1 (gene Golgin97). Lineage: Eukaryota; Metazoa; Arthropoda; Insecta; Diptera; Dolichopodidae. Gene Ontology annotation, cellular component: Golgi apparatus. Bases 681 to 2684 code for a protein of 667 amino acids. The record is from RefSeq and is a predicted model, not a curated record. The transcript is spliced from 7 exons.